Molecule: messenger RNA, 315 nt
Organism: Dipodomys ordii (Ord's kangaroo rat)
Lineage: Eukaryota; Metazoa; Chordata; Mammalia; Rodentia; Heteromyidae
Product: fragile X mental retardation syndrome-related protein 1-like
Exons: 3
Biological process (GO): regulation of modification of synaptic structure; positive regulation of protein phosphorylation; negative regulation of translation
Cellular component (GO): neuronal ribonucleoprotein granule; dendritic filopodium; presynapse
Molecular function (GO): mRNA 3'-UTR binding; protein homodimerization activity; translation regulator activity
Source: RefSeq, a predicted model, not a curated record
GUAUACUCAAGAGCAAAUGACCAAGAACCAUGUGGAUGGUGGUUAGCUAAAGUUCGAAUGAUGAAAGGAGAAUUUUAUGUCAUUGAAUAUGCUGCUUGUGAUGCUACUUACAAUGAAAUAGUCACAUUUGAACGACUUCGGCCUGUCAACCAAAAUAAAACUGUCAAAAAAAAUACCUUCUUUAAAUGCACAGUGGAUGUUCCUGAAGAUUUGAGAGAAGCGUGUGCUAAUGAAAAUGCACAUAAAGAUUUUAAGAAAGCAGUAGGAGCAUGCAGAAUAUUUUACCACCCAGAAACCACGCAGUUAAUGAUACUG